AUGGCAGAUGACAAUAUUGGAGUUGAAGAAGAAAAACACCAUAUGAUGGUGGAAAGGUUAGAGGAGGUCCUUCCUGGAGAAGAUGAUGACUCCAUAGAGGAAUCCGAUGAGCAAUAUGAUGAUAUUGAAAUGUUUGAGGAAGUGGAUGAUUCUACAACCCUAGGCAAAAUCUACGAAGGGCAUCGAAAGGAAUCUCUCUUAGAAAGUCAGCCAAAUGAUGCUAAUCGCUCAGAAGAAAGGAAGAUCUCCACGUUAAUACUCGAAGUGGAUCUUAGUUGCUCCAAGUGCCACAGAAAGAUUAAAGAACUCUUGUGCAAGCUCAAAGACCAAGAGAACAUCAAGGAGAUCAAUUAUGAUGUGAAGAAUAACAAGGUGACAAUCUCUGGUCCCUUUGAUCCUCACACCCUCACAAGAACCCUCUACUGCAAAGCUUGCAAAAUUAUAAAAAAAAUCACCAGCCCACCUCCUCCAACUACUCAUAAACCAGCAGUUCCCAAACCCACCAAGCCUGAGUUCCCCCCCGGACCACCUUGCUGUGCUAAACCAACCUACGAGUGGUUGUAUGGAGUGUUCAAGUGCGCUUCGUGUGGAAUGGUGUACGCGUGGACCAAUCAAUGCCCGCCACCUACUAUCAAAAAAUGCCACCCCGGACCGGGUUGCUGCAUGGGGGUUACUGCAUGUGGCAGUGGGACCAAUUAUCAAUGCCUGCCACCACCUGCUGCUAAGGAAAAUGGAACUGAUCAUCAUGAGAAUAAUAAUAAUAAUAAUAAUAAUAAUAAGACACCGGUAUUCGAUCCCUGCAGGCCACCGGAACAGGUUUGCUGCCCUAGACCAUGCUACGUGGGAAUGCAUGGAGGGACCAUGUGUGUAUCUUGUGGGUUGAAGUGUCCCUGGAUCAAUCAUCAAGUCUCAGUUCCACAACCUCAACCUCACCAUGUCUAUGGCUAUGGUUGUGUCGUUGAGUGA
Messenger RNA from Dioscorea cayenensis subsp. rotundata (Guinea yam), 966 nucleotides. RefSeq names its product protein PYRICULARIA ORYZAE RESISTANCE 21-like. The transcript has 3 exons. Gene Ontology annotation, molecular function: metal ion binding. Gene Ontology annotation, biological process: regulation of defense response to fungus. Bases 1 to 966 code for a protein of 321 amino acids. The record is from RefSeq and is a predicted model, not a curated record. Lineage: Eukaryota; Viridiplantae; Streptophyta; Magnoliopsida; Dioscoreales; Dioscoreaceae.